AUGUUAACUAGGAGAUUAAGAAAUAUUUCUUUGUUAUCGAAACAAACAAUCAAAAUGAGUACUAAUAUUAAUAGUAAUGCAUUAGCAAGAUUAUCUUUAACCCAGAAACAUAUUAAUCCUACCAGAUCUACUUGGACCCAUGGUAGAACAAUCACUCAUCCCAACAUCUCCAAUGUUAAUCAAGGAACUAAAUAUACUUCUGAUUUUAAGAAUUAUGCUAUUGACCAAUCUACAGGUAAAGUCUUAUCUUACUUUCAUGAUAUUCCCCUUGAAUUGGAUGUUGAAGCUAAAGAAGCAAAUAUGAUUGUUGAAAUUCCAAGAUGGUCAAAUGCUAAAUUUGAAAUAAGUACAAAAUUACCAGCUAAUCCAAUCAUUCAAGAUUCAAAAAAUGGGAAAGUGAGAUUUGUCAAGAAUUUAUUUCCUCAUCAUGGAUAUAUUCAUAAUUAUGGUGCAUUCCCCCAAACUUGGGAAGAUCCAACAACGGAACAUAGUGGGUUGUUUGGUGAUAAUGAUCCUUUGGAUGUAUGUGAAAUUGGAUCGUUAAUCUUAAAGACUGGAGAUAUCAAAAGAGUAAAAAUAUUGGGAUCUAUUGCUCUUAUUGACGAUGGAGAAUUAGAUUGGAAAGUUAUUGUUGUCAAUGUUGAUGACCCAUUGGCAAAUGAAGUUUAUGAUGUUCAUCAUUUAAUCACAAAAUGUCCUGGAUUAUUAGAAACUACUAGACAAUGGUUUAAGGAUUAUAAAUUACCAGAUGGGAAACCAGAAAAUACUUUUGCAUAUAAUGCAGUUUUCAAAAAUGCUCGUGAUACAAUCGAAACUAUUCAACAAUGUAAUAAUAGUUGGAAACAAUUGGUUCUAGGGCAAAUCAAGUCUGAUAAGAAAUUACCUACUACCACCAAUGUUACAUUGAAGGGAACACCAGGUUAUGUCAAAGAUAUUGGUGUUUCUUUAGAUAACCCAUCCAAACCAGAUGCUGAAAUUCCAAUUGCAAUUCAAAAGAAUUACUUUAUGGUAAUAGAAUAA
Molecule: messenger RNA, 1020 nt
Organism: Hemisphaericaspora subhashii
Lineage: Eukaryota; Fungi; Ascomycota; Pichiomycetes; Serinales; Debaryomycetaceae
Product: inorganic diphosphatase
Exons: 1
Coding region: 1-1020 (339 amino acids)
Biological process (GO): phosphate-containing compound metabolic process
Cellular component (GO): nucleus; cytoplasm
Molecular function (GO): magnesium ion binding; inorganic diphosphate phosphatase activity
Source: RefSeq, a predicted model, not a curated record